Striga asiatica is the source of this 1372-nucleotide messenger RNA. Lineage: Eukaryota; Viridiplantae; Streptophyta; Magnoliopsida; Lamiales; Orobanchaceae. The record is from the annotation of a GenBank genome assembly.
CACAGUUUUUGCUCUUAAUUGUCUUUAUCCACAACAGUAUGUAUCUUCUUCUCUUUGUCUUUGCUUUGCUUACCUUUCUCUUCUUUUAUUUGUUGCAUUUGGAACAUUUGUACUCUUUUAACGGGCAUGUUCUCAUUUUGUGUUUUAUUUAUUUAUUACCUUCAUUGACCUAUUCACCUAUUUAUUCCAGAUUUAUUUUUCAUUAUGUUUUAUCUUGUUUUUGUUCUGUUUGAUUUUUUGGGGUUUUCAUUUUUAUUUUAGAUAUGAUGAACAGGGAUUUUCAGAGUGACCAUAACCUGACAAUCACCACCGUAUAUCCAACUGGUGUUCGUCGAUGAGCGGCGGGGAGUCACUGCAGGUGCGCCUCCACAGGGAGGUAGUUGGGUCAUUAUCAUCCGCGUCAAUUUUCGAGUCUGGAUCCAGAUCGUGCCUCAAACCCAAAAUCGGCAGAUCCACAAUAUCUCAAGCGAAAUCACCCACCUCCGACGACCCAAUAGCUCGGCAACUCCUUAGCGAAACCAGGCCAUGGUCGUCUUUGCCCCAGCGGACGUCGCGUUUUCGGGUCUCUUAUAAAUGCUGUGGAACGUCUAAUGAGUUUCAGCUCAAGAAGUUUCAACAAGAACAAAGGGGACAAGUGAAGAUUCUGAGUCAGUAUAUGGAAUUUUGCUGGAAAAUUAUGGUUGGUACAGUGAUUGGAUUUUUUGGGGCAGCCCUUAGGAGUAUAGGAGGUGUCAGUGAAGGCGGCAUUUUCGUUCCCAUGCCCGCUUUGAUUAUCGAAUUUGAUCCGAAAACUUCGACUGCAAUAUCUAAAUUUGAAAGGUUGUUUUCUAAAUCGAUAAACAAAAGUCCAAACUAUGUGCAAGGGAUGUUACUGAAGAAAAUGUCAAUCCACAGGGGAUUUUCGACUUGCCCCUUGAUCGAACACUUGACAUUUGAUACUGUUUCACAACAAUUGAGAUUAAAAAUAACAAUGUCAAAUACUUUGAAUACGCGUUGAUUUUGACAAUGACAUCAACAUAAUCUUUCAAAUUAGCGUAUUCAAAGUUUUUGAGAUUAUUAUUUUACCUCAAUUGUUGUGAAACCAUGACAGGUAUCAAAAGCCAAGUGUUCGAUCAAGGAGCAACUCGAUAUUUCCCGCAAAUGUUCUUCUACAAUGUCAACCUCAAAGAAGAAAACUUUACGCAGAUGCCAUGAAAGUACCUUCUCAACAGAUUCAAUUCUGCAUCUCUUGAUAUGCAAAUCCUCAAAGGUUUCAGCUUCAAAGACGAUCGACGGCAAACCAACGUAGCUCGAGAUUGAAAUCAGAUAGAACCUCUUAACGCUUAUAUCGAGCAAGAUAAUCGAGACUCAUUUUUCAAUAAGAGAAACAGAA